This is a messenger RNA of Aaosphaeria arxii CBS 175.79, 663 nucleotides long. RefSeq lists its product as uncharacterized. The record is from RefSeq and is a predicted model, not a curated record. Bases 157 to 531 code for a protein of 124 amino acids. NCBI's taxonomy places the organism in Eukaryota, Fungi, Ascomycota, Dothideomycetes, Pleosporales. The transcript has a single exon.
ACCACUGCCGCCGAACACCCGUCCGAUACGUAGCUUGCUUGUCCGUCCAAAUCGCAAGACUCGAAAGACCAUGGUGAUGAUGCGUGAAACGUACCGACCAAAACGUCAAUCACUCACCGCACACCCAACAACAACCACCUCACCUCAACACGAAGAAUGCCUCGCUGCAAGCAAAAAAAAAAAAAAACAAGGUACACAUCUUGCUUGCUUUCUUACACAACGCAAAAAAGAGGAUCGCCCGCGUCGCACACACAUAUACGAAAUGUAUGUACACCCAUCCAGCCAUACCCAAACCCACACACACACACACACACCUCCCAGAGCCCCAUACCAUACCAUACCAUACGCAAACCACGCGCAUGCGGGUCCCUCCUCCCUCCCUCGCUCCCUCCUCAUAUAAACUCCCAAAAACCCACGACACAAUCCCCCUCCCCCUCGAGCCAUGUACAUAGUCACGAACGGGCCUGGCUGUUGGAACCCCCCAAUUCCAAUCCCAUCUGUAGACUCUCGACCCACCCUCGCGCAGCGUGAUCGCUCCGCGCCUGGGAGGCGAGCGAGGGGAGCGAUGGGGAGCCGCCAAUGGGUAUUGGCUGCGGCUCAAUAGUCUUAAUUGUUUUCUUGUGGGGCUUGAUGCAUCGCAGACAGAGCGUAGCGUAGCUAGAC